Molecule: messenger RNA, 3653 nt
Organism: Corythoichthys intestinalis (scribbled pipefish)
Lineage: Eukaryota; Metazoa; Chordata; Actinopteri; Syngnathiformes; Syngnathidae
Product: angiopoietin-related protein 1-like
Exons: 6
Coding region: 555-2096 (513 amino acids)
Biological process (GO): cell surface receptor protein tyrosine kinase signaling pathway
Source: RefSeq, a predicted model, not a curated record
AGCCUGAGCUUCCUUCCCCUUUCAAAACAGUGAGCCGAAGGGGAGUCCUGCCACACAUUGUCCUCAUGAGCGUAUAAACACAGCUGCCGAUUGCGUUUUGGGCCGCCACAGGACACACAGAAUAAGAUCCAAAACGGACUAUCCUCAAGCUACUGGACUGUCAACAUCGUACAUUCAAUUAGGUGAGAAGUCAGACAAUAUGGACAAACUUCUUGCGGAGGAGGGGCUAAUUUGCUAUAAAACUUGACAUGAUAUCAGCACAAGAAGGCAGGGCCAAGCCUCCUCUUCCCUGUGACUACUGAGGAAACCAAAGCAUCAGCCUCCCUCUUUUUUGCACAUGGACCACCCUCUAGUGUUCUCCUACCGGGCCGGGUCGGCUGGGAGCAGGCCUUCAUUCUCAAUGAGAGCAAAGACUCAGGGAGCGUCAGGAGAGCAUGGAGGGUAGGACAACUCCACGCAAAUAAGAUCUGGAUCCUUCAACCAGCUUCUACUGGACCGCUGACAACCAAGAGAGAAAUAUUUGUUUAUGUUGAUAAAUCAAGAAAGAAAGAACAAUGGGACCUGGAAUGUGGAGCUUCUUUACUUUGUUUGGUCUGUCUCUCUGGAGCACCAGUGAAGCGCUCAUUCCAAAUCCCCUCCUCUCCCGGGCACGAAGAGCUCCAGAGGCCAACGGAGACAACUCGAGGUGCUCUUACACCUUCCUAGUUCCGGAGCAGAAGAUCACAGGCCCCAUCUGUGCAGCCAGUGGUCCCGUCCCAGACAGAGACCGGGUGACUCGCCUCGAUGUGGCGGCGGUGCGUGAUCUUCUCUCAAAGCAAAGGAGGGAGAUGGAGACGCUAAAACUAGUAGUGGAUGUAGACGGCAACCUGGUGAAUGAGAUGAAGCUGCUGAGAAAAGAGAGCAGGAACAUGAAUUCCAGGGUAACCCAGCUCUACAUGCAGCUGCUGCACGAAAUCAUCAGGAAGAGGGACAACUCAUUAGAGCUGGCUCAGUUGGAGACACGGAUCCUUAAUGCCACCGCAGAGUCGCUGCGACUGACCUCUCGUUACAAGGAACUGGAGGCCAAAUACGCUGCCCUCUCGGCAAUGGUGAACAACCAGUCGGUGGUGAUUGGCGCUCUGGAAGAAAGUUGCAUGAAGAUGCAGGAUCGCAGACAAGAGCCGCCACCGCUGGGCCCUCCAAUGGUGCACGUGGUGCCUGAGAACAUUCCGGUUAACGUCCCACGUAUUACCAACGAGAUCCGAGGGGACAAUAGCGGAGGAUUCGUCCGUGAAAGGGGUUCUCGCUCUGGGCCGUCACCAACCGACGGUACUCUGGAAGUUCAGAAACAUCCUCAGACUAACUUUAGUGCUGAAGCUGCAGGUGGUCUGGUGGCCCCAUUUUCAAAGGUUAAAGAUCUGCAAAUUCAGCUACAGUUGGACUACUUGCUCAACAGAAAGCGUCCAUUCCGAGACUGCCUGGAGGCUCAAGAGGCCGGCCACGUCACCAGCGGCAUGUACCUGAUCAAACCUGACGAGGCGGAGAAGUCCAUGCAGGUCUGGUGUGAACAAGACAUGGACAACGGAGGCUGGACUGUGAUUCUCAGCAGGAAAGACGGCUCUGUUAACUUCUUCAGGAACUGGGAAAAUUACAAGAGCGGAUUUGGCAACACAGAUGGGGAGUACUGGCUCGGUCUGGAGGGUAUUUACAAGCUGGGACGUCAGGGCGAUUACAAGCUUCAGGUGGAACUAGAGGACUGGAUGGAUAAGAAGGUGUAUGCUCAGUACAGUAGCUUCCACCUGGAGCCUGAGAGCGAGGGCUACCGUCUGAGAUUGGGCACAUAUCGAGGCAAUGCUGGCGACUCCCUCAGCAGCCACAACGGCAAACAAUUCACUACUCUCGAUAGAGACAAGGACGCCUUCUCAGGAAACUGUGCCCAUUUCCACAAAGGAGGAUGGUGGUACAACGCUUGCGGCCAAGCCAAUCUGAAUGGCGUAUGGUACAGCGGAGGUGUCUACAGAAGCAAAUUCCAGGAUGGGAUCUUUUGGGCAGAUUACGGCGGAGGCUUCUACUCAAUGAAGUCGGUCCGCCUGAUGAUUCGGCCCAUUGACGGAUAAGACACUGGACUCAGCUGGUCCACACCAGAAACUUGAAACGCAUUUCAAAGUGUGACUUUAAAAAUCAUGGAUAAAGAUCAACAUCUUUAGUGGAUAGCAAGCCCUCCUUUUACAGAUCGGACUGCUCUGUUUAUAUGUACAUGCAUAUUAUAGAAGCAUAAAUUGAGAGAUUAGGGUGUAUUUAUAAAAUGUAGCAUUACUCUAAGCAAUAUUAUAUAAAUAUACAUUGGGGAAGGAAAAUUAGCAACUGCAGGUGCAGUUGAAUUAAUGUUAUACAAUUAGAUAAUCCAACAAGUCUGUGUAAUUUGUUUUCCUUAUUCCUGCUACAUCGAAAGAGGAGGUGUAAGGAUUAACAUCUUAAUGUACAGUAGCUCUUCCUACCUCACUGCCAAUAUAUACAUCUGAAGGAAACAUACAUUUAGGGUGUUUAACUUGUGCAUUAGAUCCUGGAAACUGGAAAAAUGUAGUUUCAAGUUUCCUUUUGACUCACCGCUUCUGAAAUCAAGGAAAUCCUUUUCAUUUUUUGAUUUUCUCUAAACACUUAAAACGACCUUGGUGCGAUAUAUUUAACUACUUUGAGCAGCAGCAGUAAUUUAUAUGUACAAUUAACUUAUCAUAACAAUGAAAAGGACCCGGUGUCCUAAAGGAAAGGAUGUAUAUCAAUAUAUUUUGUUCUCACAUAUGGAUGUGUCUUGCUUAUUUUAAUCAUUCAUUUGUGGAACUAUGUGUUGUUUAGCAGGAUUAGAAGUUACAGGCACUUAAGACAAACAAGGGGAAACACAUUUUGCAAAGCCUAACAUGAACAAAUGAGAAAAGGAGCACAUAUACAGAUGGAAUCAGUCCAGAUUCCAGUCAUUCUCACUUACUCCUUUUUAAAUACACAGACAUUUACAUUCUUUCCACAUAAAAUUUUUUAACUAUGUUUUCUUUCAUCGACAAAGUCACAGAUCAGUAUGCAGUAUACGCACUGAUAAGAAAGUAAAGUGUGUAUUCUCCUUGAGGAACAGAGCCUUUAAACUGGUUGGUCUUUAACAACACAAUGAAGACAGCCAUUGGUCGGUAAAUAGAAAUACAACUGUCUUGCUGUUUGAUCGCAUCGGCUUUCGCACUUGUCAGUUUACAGCCAGCCUAUCAGUUCAAGCCUCUCAGAGUAAGAGUUCAAAUAACUCAUUGGCUGAAUGAUCUCUGUCUGCACCUCCACUUCAAACGAAUUGUACAGUCAAGCAGCCAGAGUUAAAUGCAAAUUUGGAUUAGACUUGGUACAAUAUGAUGUUUCUUAAAUUUGUGAUCUUCUGUUUCCUGUCAUCAAGCCAUUAAGUAAAGCACAGUCAGAGUUGUUGUUUUAUUCUUUGGUGAAAUGACUUGCACAUUCUAAAUUUAUCUGAUGGAUGUGAAUUGUACAGAUCCAUGGUUGUUUUUAAUCUAGCGGAAGAAACAGAUUUUCUUAAUGGAACGGAAGAAACAGAUUAUCUUAAUGGAAAUAAGUUGUCAAAGCAGUGUUCUGGAACAUUCUGUACUUGACUGAUAUUAAAAAUGCAGAGUUCUGUUUAACUCUCA